Molecule: messenger RNA, 1287 nt
Organism: Drosophila bipectinata
Lineage: Eukaryota; Metazoa; Arthropoda; Insecta; Diptera; Drosophilidae
Gene: BNIP3
Product: BCL2 interacting protein 3
Biological process (GO): mitochondrial outer membrane permeabilization; positive regulation of apoptotic process
Cellular component (GO): mitochondrial envelope; nucleus; mitochondrial outer membrane
Source: RefSeq, a predicted model, not a curated record
UGGUCAACACUGCUUAGGUCCCCUUUAAAGCAACCGUGGAAACACAAACGUUUUUUAAUACGCAUUAAGCUCGAGGCGGUGCGUAGAAGCGAAUUCGUGUUUAAUUUAGUUUAGACUCAGCCGCUUCACGAAGCAUUAAACAAAAGUUGCAAUAUUCAGCGCAAGCUUGCUUAGCUUUAGCCAAACGUAUAAAAAUUGUAGCAAAUCGAGUGCAGCGUCGGAGAAACAGCGCCAAACAAAAGUAAAACGCAUUUUCCUACGCAUACACUAACACCCAAGCGAAUACACACAUAUUUACAAGGAAGGGCCGAAUAAAACCUCUGACUAAAAAUUCCUGAAAACAAAGUUUUGAUUUAAUCCGAGUAAAAGCAAAAACAAGUUAUCUUUAGUGUUGACGUGUUGAGCAUUCAACACGCUUACCCACACACAAAAACAAAAUGUCUACGACACCAAAAUCUACAGAAGAUUUGCUUGGUGAAUCUUGGAUCGAGUUGAGCACAACAGCUGCCAUGGCUGGGAUCAAGAGCCCCGACAGAAUCACCCCCUUGCCGUUCAACAAUGGGGAGGAGUAUCUGCGCCUUCUGCGCGAGGCCCAGCGCGAAUCGAACCAGUCCAGCCGGGUGGUCUCGUUGGCCAGCUCGCGUCGUGAUACGCCCCGAGACAGCCCCAAGAGCCCACCGAACAGCCCCCAGUCGGAGCUCUGUCCGGACGAUGAGCUCAGAAACGUCUAUAUCAACUACUGGACCAAGGCUGGAGAUAAACAGAACCCAGACAACGGAGACUGGCUGAAGAGCUUUAAUCGCAAUGCCGAGGAGCAGCCACCCAAGAGCUGGAACUUUGAGCCUGUGAGCGCCGAUGCUGGCGAUGAGGAGGAGAAAAAGAAGACUACCACUGGCUACUCCAUUCGCUUGAAGCGCUUGGGCGCCAACUCCUUGUUCUCCCGCGAAAUUCUAUACUCGCUGCUGGUGACCAAUGUCCUCUCGUUGCUGUUGGGCGCCGGUUUCGGAUUGUGGCUGAGCAAGCGUGGCAUACUCCUUACCCGUGUGGUCAUUGACUGAAAGAUGCCAUAAACAAAAAAAAAAGCAACAGAAAAAAAAUAUAUAAACGAUUUCAAUCUAUCAAUAUGCACAUCAAUCGAAAACAGAACAUUGAAGCGCGUUCCAUAUAAGAAGUCGGAGUAUACAUAUAUAUAUAUAUACAGCCAACCGUAUUCCAGUUCACUUGAAUUUCUCAACGAAAGUCCAUUCGUCACCUUCUCAUUAAAUGCAUUACUUUAUAACAACGUAA